ACGAUGGACGGCCCAACUGUAGGCAUUCCGGCAACCCCCGAAUCUCCGAUAUGUUUAUCUCUCUUUUUCUUCCACUUUUGCAGACACGUUUUGGUUUGUAAUCUGGAAUCCGUUCCAUCGUACCUAUCGUUUCGUUUUUGUUAAACCGAACAAUCAAUUGAUCUUGAAGCAAUCGAUCAAUCGCUCAAUGGAAUUAUCAUCUUCUAAUCUCGGUUCCCUUCCCGAAGAUGUUUCUGAAGAUCAAGGACUACCACAAAGGAAUCUUAUAUCGGUCUUCGCUUCCAAGCCUCAGCGCUCUAAGAAUAUAUAUUUUUCACAGAAAUACUUGCCCCAAGAUUGGCUUGGGUAUUUUGACCGAGAGGAUGAUAUUUCCAUUCCAAACUCAAAUGAGGUCUUUCAUGUCUACAUGGCUGGAAAGGAAGGGCCAGUUGUAUUUUGUCUGCAUGGAGGAGGCUAUUCUGGGCUUUCUUUUGCUCUAUCAGCUGGUAUUAUAAAGAAAAAGGCUAGAGUAGUUGCAAUGGACUUCAGAGGACAUGGUAAAUCAUCUUCUGAGAAUGAUCUUGACUUAUCAAUUGAGACUAUGUGCAAUGAUGUUGUGGCAGUUAUAAAGACCAUGUAUGGAGAUUCACCUCCUGCAAUCGUGCUUGUUGGUCACAGUAUGGGAGGUUCGGUUGCUGUACAUGUUGCUGCCAAGAGAGCAUUACCUAGCCUAGCUGGUUUAGUGGUUGUGGACGUUGUGGAGGGAACUGCCAUGGCUUCAUUGAUUCAUAUGCAAAAAAUCUUAUCCAACAGGAUGAAACAUUUUUCUAGUGUUGAGAAAGCGAUUGAAUGGAGCGUAAAAGGAGGUUCGAUGAGGAAUAUCGAAUCUGCCCGUGUAUCAAUUCCCUCUACACUCACAUACGAUGAUUCAAAGAAAUGCUAUACUUACCGAGCAAAACUGGAGAAAACGGAACAGUAUUGGAAGAGCUGGUAUGAGGGGCUUUCUGAAAAGUUUCUUUCAUGUUCUGUUCCAAAGCUUUUGCUUCUAGCGGGAGCUGACAGAUUGGACAAAACACUAACAAUUGGUCAAAUGCAAGGGAAGUUUCAGAUGGUGGUAGUCAGGAACACUGGCCAUGCUAUUCAGGAAGAUACACCAGAAGAGUUCUCAAGUCUGAUACUAAAUUUUCUUUCUCGCAAUCGGAUAGGUCCAAAUGGCGUUGAGAUACCGGGAAUUUGCAAACUGCAGCAUUAGCAACCUUCAAAUGAGAACAGGAGAAAAAGAUCAUUUGCAGUUUCUCCUCCAGGUUUGAUCUUGCAGAAUAAUUUCUUUCUAAACGGUUGUUUUCGAAGCAGAAUAAACAAAAAUCAAAUUUAUUCAUUUAUUUUACAAUGCAGCAUAGAAACUGAACUAGAUGAUGAGUAAACCAUGUUCUAAACACGGUAGUUGCUUCGGAGUAAAGCUAGUUGUUAGCAUACUUUUCUUAAAGUGUCAUCCACCCGACUCGCAAGAAUCGAAGUCAAUUAAAGCAGUGUGAAAUUGCUUUUCUCAGCUUGUGUGAUGAAGGACUGUAAAUAAGACCCUAUCAAAGUAUGCAUUACAACUUAUUAAUAAUUGAUGAAGCUACUACUUUUAGAUAACUACGAACCAUAAUAUAGAAGAAGGCAUAUUAUAAAUGGAGUACUACAAGCUUUUCUGUUGUGGCAUAA
Molecule: messenger RNA, 1686 nt
Organism: Cucumis melo (muskmelon)
Lineage: Eukaryota; Viridiplantae; Streptophyta; Magnoliopsida; Cucurbitales; Cucurbitaceae
Exons: 13
Coding region: 188-1231 (347 amino acids)
Biological process (GO): protein demethylation
Molecular function (GO): protein methylesterase activity
Source: RefSeq, a predicted model, not a curated record